This is a messenger RNA of Exaiptasia diaphana, 2940 nucleotides long. RefSeq names its product serine/threonine-protein kinase Nek4. Gene Ontology annotation, biological process: protein phosphorylation. Gene Ontology annotation, molecular function: ATP binding; protein kinase activity. Lineage: Eukaryota; Metazoa; Cnidaria; Anthozoa; Actiniaria; Aiptasiidae. The record is from RefSeq and is a predicted model, not a curated record. The transcript is spliced from 17 exons. The coding region runs from base 228 to 2516 and encodes 762 amino acids.
UUGGAGCCUCGAACGAGAAUUUCACACUUCUAAASCUAGCAUUUCUUCCGCAAAUUAAGAUAGACGAGAGAGAACGAUAGAUAUUCUUGCUAACGCAACUAUGAAGUUAGAAUAGGUCUACUCUCAUUGUGGACUUGCAUUUCCGAUGCAAGGAUUCCUUGUAAAACCAGGAAGAACCUUUCUMGCGUAGCUGAAAGAUCUUUAGUCAAGUCCUACCGCGACAAAACAUGUCUCUCGAAAAGUACUCCGUCGAGAAGUUGAUCGGRAAAGGAAGCUAUGGAGAAGUAUUUCUUGCUAAGCACAGGAAGGAUAAAAGGAUGUACGUUGUUAAAAAGGUUUCGCUCCUAAAAGCKUCGGAGAAGGAAAGAAAAGCAGCUGAACUUGAAGCUCAACUUCUUUCAAGGYUGCGUCAUCCUAACAUAGUAUCAUACAGAGAAUCAUUUCAAGGAGAUCAAGGAUAUUUAUUCAUAGUCAUGAACUAUUGUGAGGGUGGCGAUCUUUAUACAAGACUCAAGGCUCAAAAGUCUACUUUGUUAGGUGAAGACCAGAUAGUUCAGUGGUUUGUCCAGAUAGCAAUGGCUUUACAGUACAUGCAUGAAAAACAUAYAUUACAUCGAGAUCUCAAAACCCAGAAUAUUUUCCUAACAAGAAGCAAAAUUAUUAAGCUUGGAGAUUUAGGGAUUGCUAAAGUGUUAGAAAAUUCAUCUGACAUGGCCACAACACUGAUAGGAACUCCAUAUUACAUGUCUCCCGAACUGUUUUCAAACAAACCCUACAAUCAUAAGUCUGAUGUUUGGGCUCUUGGGUGUUGUGUUUAUGAAAUGUGCACAUUACGGCAUGCCUUUAAUGCUAAGGACAUGAGUUCACUGGUUUACAAGAUUCUCAAGGGAAAAACACCUCCAUUACCCAAACAAUACAGUGACGACUUGUGUUCAAUUAUAAAGAUCAUGUUGGACCAGGAUCCUUACCAAAGACCUAGUGUAGCACGCAUUUUACGUCACCCAUACAUUAAAAAGCAAAUUGCAAAGUUUUUGGAAGGAACGAAGAACAGGCAAAAUCGAAAGACAAGCAGCACAGAGAAAAGGAUUGUAGAAGUUAAACCUCCCAGUAAACCAUCCUUAAGUUCGAAGUCRGACUCUGGUUACRUUGAUCCAAACUUACAGUCUAUUGCAACUGUUUCUGGUGUCGACUGUGUGAUAGAAGACAAGCCCAGGAAAGUUGAUAGUCCACCAACGGUUGAUCACCCCAGAUCUGUAGAACRAUCACAUUCUGAAACUGAUGUUGGACAAGCUUCUGUAGACAGUUCACAAUCUUCAUCUUCCUCCAGCUCAACACUUGAGAAAGAAGAAGUGAGUAAACCAUUGAGAAAUGGAGUUGCAGUGGAUGAAAGGCAAAGAGAAAAAGAACCAGURAAGAAGCAAGUAGUUCCAAAGCCAAGAAAGUCAUCCUUGGGAAAUAAAGGRUCAGUUCUCGAUGAGCGGUCAUCCAUAGUUGUUGGUAAAGAAGGUACAAAACUAGAAGAGAAGAAUCCAACUAGACGUGUGCGCAGUGCUGGCUCAUCUAGACCAGYAGCUAGUGAGCCUAAACCCUCACCUAGAAGUAGACCUCUGCCGAGACCACCUCCUCCACAACCKAGAGCAAGUGUUGGGGAAGCACCAAUGUCAAAGAGUCCAAGAGCAAGGAGACGUUAUAAGAUAAGUACCAAAACUCCAUCACAUGAAGAAGAGGAAGAAGACGACGAUGAUGACGAUAAAAGUACYGCUUCUGUUGAAUCUGACAGAAGUUCUCAUUCAGUCAGUGAAUCAUCUAAUGUUUCUGGUUUGUCGGCAAGAGAAAGGCGCAGGCUAAAAUUACGAGCCUCAGGGUCGCCUCUACCAAGUCCCUCAGCAUCAUACAACACACCACCCCUCCCCUCCCCUAAGGGUGUUAUAGCUGAUCUACAAAGGAAAAAGUCUAAGGACCAUAGYAAAAAAGCUGUUGGUGUCCMAAAACCUCGYCAAAUUGCCAAGAAACCGCAAGAACUGGAUUGUGUUGACGGUCCUCCAAGAAAGCCCCGGCGAGAAAUGGAAUCAGGUAGUGAUGAAUCUGGUUCAGAUCUCGAGGAAGUUAGUACAGCUGYUGAUGAACCUUCGUCAGAACCGUCCAGGAGACGUCAAAGUGAGGUCAGUUCUCUGAUAUCAGCUCUAGACUCGACGUUAAAACUGGAYGAUUUGUCCGUCGACCGUGUAUCUCCAGAAAUCGAAGAUGAUCUYAUGGAUAAAGCUGAAAUUCUAAUACCAAGUGGUGCUUCUCCAACUAUGUCAGGUAGACUUCGUGAUCGCAUUGAACGUUUAAAGCUAGAGUGUUUACAUGGCAUAGGAGAGGAAAUGUUGCRUCGUGCCUACAGCAUCAUCGACAGUGUUCCUGAAGAUUCUGUUGAGGACGAGCUUGUUAAAGUUAUGGGAAGAGAAAACUUCGACAGAUUUGGUGGUCCAAUAUGGCAGUUAAAAUUCUGUGAAAGCUUUCGAAUAAGCUGAAAAAAAAUUUCAAAGAGUGUAUAAUAGAGAGCAUACUUGGGCUGAAUUUUGAAAUAGAAACAUCCAUGCUAUGAAGAUAACAACCUCAUUUGGGAUGGUUAAAAUCAUAAGGAAUUUUCGUCGGCAAAAAAAAGUAAAGAAAAAAAUUGCUUCAACUCGUUCCAGUCAGUCUUAUUUAAGUGCUUUAGGAUAGAAACAUUGCGUAGAUAAAAACAGGAAGGAAGAAUCAAAAUUUUAGAAAUGUUUGGAGUCGCUGGUCGAGUGUUUCCGCUAGAAGUAAUAUAGAUUCAAUGUUUUUUUUUUCCUGUCAGUCAAGUGUCUAAAGAAUAACAACGUAACAAGCAUUAGUUGCUKGUACGGAUAUAUUACACUUAUUUCUCUCUAAUUUUCCGCAAAGAUGAAAUAAAAUAUCGAGGUUAUGUCA